Sesamum indicum (sesame) is the source of this 1302-nucleotide messenger RNA. RefSeq lists its product as uncharacterized. The record is from RefSeq and is a predicted model, not a curated record. NCBI's taxonomy places the organism in Eukaryota, Viridiplantae, Streptophyta, Magnoliopsida, Lamiales, Pedaliaceae.
AUGAAUCUUUAUGGUCAAAUCGAUCCGAUCAAGGCAAAACUAUUCGUCACUACGCUGAAGGGCAAAGCUCAGGAGUGGUUCACAAGCUUAGGUAGUGGAACUAUUGAUUCUUAUGAGCAGUUAAUUCACAAGUUUUCUUUUCAUUUUGCCAGUAAGAGAAAAGCAAAGAGAUCGGCGACCCACCUGUUCACGAUCCGACAGCGGGAGGACGAAACGCUGAAAACUUUCAUGGGGCGAUUCAAUAACGAAGUGUUGGAGGUACAAGAUUUGAGAAUCGACAUGAUGGUGAGCAUUUUAAUUCAUGGCCUGCAAAAAAGCCCUUUUGCAUCGGCGUUGGCACGUGACCCGCCUACGGGGACGGAGCAGUUGAUGGAGAUGGCCCAAAAAUAUAUCGAUGAAGAAGAAAUGAACGCCAUGAAGGAUAAUUAUUGGUCCAGAGAUCCGGCCAGGAUGAGGGGAGAAAGAUCGCGGGAAGGAAAACAACGAGCGGAAGGAGAUCGUGAGCGGAAGGGACCUUACGUGCCCCGAUACCACAGGUACACCCCACUAACGACCACUAGAGAGAAGGUGAUGAUGAUGGUCGAAAACGAGGGCCUACUGCAGCGACCAGAGAAGAUGCGUGAUACCCGGACCAAAAGGAACUCUAAUAAAUAUUGCAGGUUCCACAAGGAUAGAGGGCAUAACACGGAAGAUUGCUACCAACUAAAGGACGAGAUCGAACGGCUGAUAAGACAAGGGUAUUUCAAGCAUUUGAUCGACAGGAUGGCAGAACCGCAAGAUCGCAGUAGGUCGCGGAGUCGGGAAAGGCUCCAGAGGGAUGAAGCGGGAGCGAGCGGAGCUCGAGACAAUGCUCCCACUAAGGGCGUUAUUCACACUAUCUCCGGGGGUCCCACAAGUGGGGACUCGGGUAGAGCAAGGAAAAGAUACGCUAGAGAAAAUAGGUGGAAGCAUGGUGAGCUGAUGAUGCAUGUGGAGAAGCAGGAGAGCAUCGUCUUCGGAGAUGAGGAUUUAAGUUCUGAAGUGGUUGAACAAAAUGACCCUAUGGUCAUAAAAAUGGACAUUGCGAACUACCAGGUACAUAAGGUGUUAAUUGAUAAUGGUAGUUCCGUUGACAUUAUUUUUACUGAUGUCCUCAGGAAGAUGGAUCUGGGAGAUGUAAGACUGAAGCUUGUACGAACACCCCUAGUCGGGUUCGGAGGUAACGAAAAGGUCAUCCCAGAAGGUGUACUUGAGCUGCCCGUGUCGCUGGGGGAGGGAACCCAAGAGGAAGACAUGCAUGGUUUCAUUCCUGGUCGUCGAUAG